UUGACGAAAACGAUUCUACCGGUAUCGAACAUUUCAUUAGUAAAGUAAAUGCAAACGGUGUAACAUGCGUUUCGUGGGAAUCAUUAUCAUCAUUCUUCUGAAAAUUAUUUCUACUCAAAGUAGAUUUUUGCCGGUGAACUAUGUAACUAUGGACGAAAAUGAUGAAGAAUCCACAGAACCUUUCCACCAAAGUGGUGAAUAUAUUCAUGAAAAAGUAAUUGGACUGAAGAAUUAUGAUGAUAAAGACCACGAUGAAUUUGAAUACGGCAUUGAAAGAAAUAGGAACGGUAGAACUAAAAAGCCAUGUGCUGUUGUGGUGUUAUCAAAUAUACAAAACCCAAAUAUGCAGUCGCUCCUCCGAAAAUACAGAUAUGACGCAAACGGUAUUCUCAUACCGAGUAGUGUGAAAUAUUUUAUUAAAAUGCCACAAGGUCUACGCGCUUCACCACUUCUUGUGCCAUUGAACGACAAAGCUUUCUCACCUUUGGGCGGAUUUGUAAGGUACUACAAAGAAGUUCCACCGAUACCACAGUCGUGGUAAUUAAUUGAAUCUAAUAUUGAUUCAACCAUUAAGGUAAUUUCUUUUGAAUUUGUUUCAUGAAAAAUAAACUUUUCAUAGAAGAAUUUAGUUUUAAACGGUGAAUAUACAAUGGCUAAAAUUUGUCGCAAUUCCCAAUAACAUUUUCAAAUAAAUGGAUAUAGAUAAUAAUACCU
This is a messenger RNA of Manduca sexta (tobacco hornworm), 714 nucleotides long. RefSeq lists its product as uncharacterized. NCBI's taxonomy places the organism in Eukaryota, Metazoa, Arthropoda, Insecta, Lepidoptera, Sphingidae. The transcript is spliced from 5 exons. The record is from RefSeq and is a predicted model, not a curated record. Bases 65 to 541 code for a protein of 158 amino acids.